AGGCUUAACAUACAUAACGCCCUCUUUCUUAAAAACUGAAACUAAGAUUUAAAAAAGAAAAAAGGAACGGAUUUUUUAAAUUGCCAUAUUUUUUAUUUUACUUAAUACCAAAAUAAAUCUCACGCGAUACACAUACUCGAAGCAGAAAAUUAGCUACCGGUAUUAAUAUAUCUAAGUUUACACGAGGAGACGGAAAAAAUCGAUAAAAGUACACGAAUUAGCAUCGAGUAUAGUAGGAAAGCGGGCCGAUCGGAAGCGGAGCGUGUGAGAAGCGGCCAGUUCGGACGUCCAGUUUGAAUCGAAUUACAUCUUCUAGUUGAUAAAAAAAGAGAGUAGAAGACGAAAUAUUCGCGCCAUGACUCACCGGCAUCAGCUGUUUCACGUGCCAAUGACGAAAUCAUGUUUCUAACAUUGUGUUAUGCCUUCUUGACUGUAGUGGUCCAGCGGCAGAGAAGACGUCUCGCCGAUUUACUCAGAGAACGUUUGGGAUGCGGCACCGUCUUGUUUCAUAAAAAUAACAGCACUUCUAGCUCCAAAUUUACGGAUGGAGAGAUAAAAAUCGUUAAACCUUUACUGGAAAAAGAUGAGAAGAGAGUAUCGCUAUUAUUACCUAAGCAAAAGAUAAAUUUAUCCACUUGGAAUUGUUACGGGGAUUACCAACAUGGACAAUUAAGUAGGAGCUUUCCGGCCGUUAAUUCUGUAAAUAUUUUAUUUGAAAUUAUUUGCUGCGAGGCGAAUGAAAGGAGGGAUCGUAAUUCCAAGAGUUGUUUAAAUGUAGAAGAAUAUUGCAUCCCAAUGGCUUGGAGAUCAAACGAAGUGUUUGGUAUUUUAGUAAAAUCUUCCGUAGAAGAUCUUAAUCUUCUUGGUGCUGCAUUUUUAAAUGAUCAACUAUGUAUGAGUGAAGGAAAAGAGAUACAUAAAAUGAUGAUGGAUGUUGAAGGUAGUCCUAUUGAUUCUGUCCAUCCAUUCAGUUUUCCUCUGUCAUCACCUUCUUCUUGGUCAUCGUGUUUGCUUCAGACCGAUAGCACAACAUCUACUCCACUAGUAGAGCAAACACCAGAGUUAUGUGAACGAUUACUUGUAGAAGGAGGAGCAGAAAAUGCUGAAGAAGACUUUCUUCAUACUCCAGUUUUUCCUCCUCUGGAAGUUAUCGAACAACAAGAAUACUGUGAUACUUACGGUGGUUCGAAUGAAUCUCUUGCCGAAAAUGUCCUUUCUCUGUUAGAGGAAUCCUUGAGUGAUUCCGAGACUUCACUAAAUGGAGAUAGAGACUCAUUGUGCAGUCAGUUAUCAAACGAAGGAGAAGCUGCGAGUCAGUCUAGUAGUCCUAGGAAGUUAGUUGAUAGUAUUUAUUGUAAUUUAGAUAAUUCAAUAGAUGAAUUCGAAGAAGCCGAAGAGUAUUGUGCUGGAGAAGCAAUGGCAGAAGGUUCUUUUUCGCCCAUUCCUGAUUUAGAUGAAAUGAUUUUUAUAACAAAUAAUAUUCCUAAAAUUGAUGCAUCUUCCAAGCCGCCAAAUAUAUUUAUAUACACAGGAGAAGAAGAAUCUGGUCCAUCCUCAUUAUUCAGAAGUAUAAAAGACAAUCUACAGUUAUGUUUGAAACCUAACUGUUACACGAUAUACUCUCUUACACCAACACAGGUAGAAGAAUAUUGCAUCCCAAUGGCUUGGAGAUCAAACGAAGUGUUUGGUAUUUUAGUAAAAUCUUCCGUAGAAGAUCUUAAUCUUCUUGGUGCUGCAUUUUUAAAUGAUCAACUAUGUAUGAGUGAAGGAAAAGAGAUACAUAAAAUGAUGACAGUGGAUGUUGAAGGUAGUCCUAUUGAUUCUGUCCAUCCAUUCAGUUUUCCUCUGUCAUCACCUUCUUCUUGGUCAUCGUGUUUGCUUCAGACCGAUAGCACAACAUCUACUCCACUAGUAGAGCAAACACCAGAGUUAUGUGAACGAUUACUUGUAGAAGGAGGAGCAGAAAAUGCUGAAGAAGACUUUCUUCAUACUCCAGUUUUUCCUCCUCUGGAAGUUAUCGAACAACAAGAAUACUGUGAUACUUACGGUGGUUCGAAUGAAUCUCUUGCCGAAAAUGUCCUUUCUCUGUUAGAGGAAUCCUUGAGUGAUUCCGAGACUUCACUAAAUGGAGAUAGAGACUCAUUGUGCAGUCAGUUAUCAAACGAAGGAGAAGCUGCGAGUCAGUCUAGUAGUCCUAGGAAGUUAGUUGAUAGUAUUUAUUGUAAUUUAGAUAAUUCAAUAGAUGAAUUCGAAGAAGCCGAAGAGUAUUGUGCUGGAGAAGCAAUGGCAGAAGGUUCUUUUUCGCCCAUUCCUGAUUUAGAUGAAAUGAUUUUUAUAACAAAUAAUAUUCCUAAAAUUGAUGCAUCUUCCAAGCCGCCAAAUAUAUUUAUAUACACAGGAGAAGAAGAAUCUGGUCCAUCCUCAUUAUUCAGAAGUAUAAAAGACAAUCUACAGUUAUGUUUGAAACCUAACUGUUACACGAUAUACUCUCUUACACCAACACAGGUGAAUCAAAUUGUUUGGAGAGAUAAUACAGAACUGUUAAUAGUAUCCUGUGAUGAAUUAAAUGAAAAGGUGAAUAAGUGUUUUAGUGCCUUUGUUCAUUCAGGUGGAAAAGUUUUAAGUUUUUGUUCAAACUUAGACAUACUUUCAUACAAACUUUCAUACGAAGACAAUGUUUUGGGUAAAUCCGUUGUAAAAAUGAAAUAUAAAGAGUGGGAUACAGUUUCACUUAUGCGAGGAAGAUUUAGAUGUAGAGAUGGACUUCAGAAAAAAAAUGUAUUUGUGUUGGGAACAAAUGAAGACGACGGGGAAGCAUUGAUUAAAGUGUUUCAUUCACAAAAUAAUUCUGGAAUUUCUGUGAUGUGUCAGGUAAUGUUAAAUUUAUUUAUAUUUCUUGUGAAUUUUUUUUAUAGUGUUAUGUAAAAGUAAAUUAUUAUUAUUUUAUAAGUAUAUAAAGAUAAAUGCUACAUUUCAGUAUGCAUCAAUCUUAGGCACAAUCAAUGCACCAAUGAACAGUUUUAAUUAACGAUGAGACAAUACCAAAAUUUCUCCC
Centruroides sculpturatus (bark scorpion) is the source of this 3055-nucleotide messenger RNA. RefSeq lists its product as uncharacterized. The coding region runs from base 400 to 2925 and encodes 841 amino acids. Gene Ontology annotation, cellular component: cytoplasm. The record is from RefSeq and is a predicted model, not a curated record. Gene Ontology annotation, molecular function: biotin--[biotin carboxyl-carrier protein] ligase activity. NCBI's taxonomy places the organism in Eukaryota, Metazoa, Arthropoda, Arachnida, Scorpiones, Buthidae. The transcript has 11 exons.